Molecule: messenger RNA, 2172 nt
Organism: Hevea brasiliensis (rubber tree)
Lineage: Eukaryota; Viridiplantae; Streptophyta; Magnoliopsida; Malpighiales; Euphorbiaceae
Product: pentatricopeptide repeat-containing protein At1g02150
Cellular component (GO): mitochondrion
Molecular function (GO): protein binding
Source: RefSeq, a predicted model, not a curated record
AAAAAAAAAAAUUAGAAACAAGUUGCAUGAGUCGUAGGCCAUCUGCAGUUCUGCACAAACGACCCAUCCCUGGUAAGAUGUGUAAUGAGGGCCGAAUGUAAGAGUGGAAACCGAUGCCUUGUAAUUUCAAAGGCUUUAUCUUCAAAACCCAAAAGAAAGAACCACCAAACCGAAACCUCUGUUGCACUCUUCAGUUUUCUCCAGAAACCUAAGGCAACAAUGCUUCUCCAACCAUCCCUACACCACCAAAAGGCCUCACUUUCUUCAACUAUCUCCUACUCCCGAACCUUCCCAUGGAAAAAUCCCCACUGUGGCCUUCGCCAAACAGUAUAUUACCGGAAACUUCUAAUCACAUGCUCAAUAUCACAAGUCCACAGCUACGGAACUUUGGAUUAUGAGAGAAGGUCCAUGGUCAAAUGGAACUCUAUCCACAGGAGAAUCUCUUUGAUGGAAAGGCCUGAAUUGGGCGCUGGGACCGUGUUGAAUGAAAUGGAGAAAGACGGCAAGAAGCUCACUAAAUGGGAGCUUUGUAGGGUGGUCAAGGAAUUGAGGAAGUUCAAGCGGCACAAGCAAGCUUUGGAGGUUUAUGAUUGGAUGAACAAUAGAGAAGAGAGGUUUAGAUUAUCUGCCAGUGAUGCUGCAAUUCAAUUAGACCUUAUUGCCAAGGUGCGAGGAGUUUCUGCUGCUGAAGAUUUUUUUUUGAGACUUCCAAAUACCAUAAAGGACAAGAGGAUAUAUGGGGCUUUGCUGAAUGCCUAUGUGAGAGCUAGAAUGAGAGAAAAGGCAGAAUCUAUGAUUGACAACAUAAGAAAUAAAGGCUUUGCCACACAUGCACUCCCAUUCAAUGUGAUGAUGACUCUGUAUAUGAACCUCAAGGAAUAUGAUAAAGUUGACAUGAUGAUUUCAGAAAUGAUGGAGAAAAACAUACGACUUGAUAUUUACUCCUAUAACAUCUGGUUAUCAUCUUGCGGAUCCCAAGGAUCUGUUGAAAGGAUGGAACAGGUAUUUGAACAAAUGAGACUGGAUAACACCAUUAAUCCCAACUGGACAACGUUUAGCACAAUGGCUACAAUUUACAUUAAGAUGGGCCGGUUAGAAAAAGCUGAAGAUUGCCUAAGGAGGGUUGAGAGUAGAAUCAAGGGUCGGGAUAGGAUACCUUAUCACUAUCUCCUAAGUCUAUAUGGUAAUGUUGGCAACAAAGAGGAGGUUUAUCGUGUGUGGAACAUUUACAAAUCAAUUUUUACCAGUAUUCCGAAUUUGGGUUAUCAUGCUAUUAUCUCAUCUUUGGUUAGAAUGGGUGACAUUGAGACUGCAGAAAAGAUUUAUGAGGAAUGGCUACCAACUAAGACAUCCUAUGACCCUAGAAUAGGAAAUCUCCUCAUGGGUUGGUAUGUUAAAGAGGGAAAUUUGGACAAGGCUGAAAGUUUCUUUAACCAUAUUGCAGAAUUGGGAGGAACGCCUAAUUCUAGUACAUGGGAGAUUCUUGCUGAUGGGCAUAUCAGACAGAAGAGAAUUUCUGAGGCUUUGUCUUGCUUUAAGGAAGCUUUUCUUGCUGAAGGAUCAAAGCUUUGGAAGCCAAAACCUGUACUUGUGUCGUCUUUCUUUAAGCUGUGCGAGGAAGAAUCAGACAUGUCAAGUAAAGGAGUUUUGGAGGGUUGGUUGAGGCAGUCAGGAUGUCUUGAAGAUGAAAGUUAUGCAUCACUUAUUGGACUGUCAGAAGAAGUGUCGACUGAGAAAGAUAGGACAGGUAAUAUAAAUGACAGUGAGGAUAAUGAAAUACUUCUCAAUCAGUUUCAGGGUGGUGUCUGAUAUAUGUAUUGCUUCCUUGUGUCUAUGGAGAGAUUGUUUUCUAGACCUCGUGCUGGGAAGAGUGUAUCUAAGCUCAAAUUUUCAAGGUACUUCACUAUCUUUUCAUGGCAGUUAUCAACUGGCAAAUUUUAUUCUCAUGCUAAUGGUUGCCGGGAAUUUGAGUGUCUGGUGUAGCCAUACUGCAUAUAAGCAUGUUGAUGUACCCACAAAGAAAUACAUCCUGGCAAUUUGUGCGACUGCAACUUAUCUCAUUUUUUUAUGUUAGAACUUUUGUAUCAUUCUUAUCCUCUUCUCCCCCUCAAAGCAAAUACUUAAUAUUAAAGAGGCGAAGUUGCCUGCGGGAUGCAGCUUAUCCUUUUAAUA